Messenger RNA from Hippocampus comes (tiger tail seahorse), 2650 nucleotides. Its product is annotated as interleukin-31 receptor subunit alpha. Gene Ontology annotation, cellular component: signaling receptor complex; external side of plasma membrane. Bases 146 to 2284 code for a protein of 712 amino acids. Gene Ontology annotation, molecular function: cytokine binding; cytokine receptor activity. Lineage: Eukaryota; Metazoa; Chordata; Actinopteri; Syngnathiformes; Syngnathidae. The record is from RefSeq and is a predicted model, not a curated record. Gene Ontology annotation, biological process: cytokine-mediated signaling pathway. The transcript has 15 exons.
GGACUUCCUGUGACACAGGGGAGUCAACUUCUUCAUCCAAACUGCACACUCACAUGGCUUUUCAACUCACAUAUACGUACUCUAUGGAUUUGCUCCUUGACCUUAUCAUAAUUUGUAUUUGUAUGUUCGUUUAGGUGUGGUUGUCAUGAUCAGGAGCAUGUUUGGACGUCUGUGUGAGCUUCUCAAACACUGCCAGCUUCGACUUCUUCUCAUUGGUGUGAUUCUGGAGUCAUGCGUGGUGUGCUCGUCAGGACAGAUUAAACCAGUGUCUUGCAGGUCGGAUAAUCACACAUCCCAGUACAAGCACUGCCGCCUUGCCUUGCCGGGUGGUGUUGCUGGCAUGGAAUGUUUUGGAAAAUUUCACUCUCAGGGUUUGAUAACAUGUCAUUGGAGACGUGGAGCAGCCAGGGAAGAGCAGGCGAAGUUCACCCUUGUUAUCCGGCAAAAGAAAGACCGAUACUGUAGAGUGUACAAGACCACGGAGGACACGUUGACAAACAUCCGAGUGUUCAAACAUAACUUGACCGUGGAGGUUCUGGAACAGAUCGGAUCCGAAUGCUCCAAAGAUAUCGUCACAACGCAUUACAACAACCUCCUGCGCUGCGGUCCACCGCGACGCGUCACUUUUAGGCGUCAUUCGCACGGUUGGGUCAACGUCGGAGCUCAGUGGAGUCCGGACGACGCCAAGGUCAUCACAUCUGUCUGCGUGCGUCACAAAGAGGUCACAGACCACCGUGACUACCCCCAUCGCCAUGACGAUGGACAAUGGCACCAGACGUGUUGCCAGGGUGCCGCCGGGUGUCAUCUGGCGGGUGUGAAAGGCUUGCCGGUGCUUGAGGUUCAAGUGGCUUGCGAGAUCAACGACAAGUGCUCUCAGUGUCCAUGGAGUCAUGUUUACACGCUCCCGCCGGAGCUGACCAGUCCGCCACUCGGCCUCCACGUAAUGGAAAACAAGAUGGCCGACAGAGGAGGACAAAGAAUUAUCUCGCUGACAUGGACGUUCUUGGAGGGACAUGACGGCUUUAAUGUGUCUGUGGCCAAAGUGUCAGGGGAGCCUCCCCGGGAGGUCCUCAGCGUACCACGGCCGCCCAUCAGGUUACUGCUGUCCAACUCCGCCUUCCAAGUCCACGUCUCUGCUUUCAACAAUGUCAGCGUGUCGCCGGCUGCUAACAUCACGGUGAUGCCACCGCGUGAAGACGAUGACAGCGUCUCUGAUGAUGGCGGUAGACUGAGCGUGCGUGUCCACAACCAGACCACCUUCACUGUGGUGUGGAAGGACGACUUAGUCAAGAAGUACAAGUGCUUCUGUCUGGAGUGGAGUGCCACCCAUGGACCACAUCCACCAAAGCUGUUCUAUAAAUCCUUCUAUGAGGAAGUCAUCAACUUCUGGACGCUGUUUGAUAUCCCAGAGCGACUGCGGGCUUACACCAGCUAUGACGUCUGGCUACACGUGCGUGACCAACAGCAAACAUGCAACCUUAAGCAAGUGAAUAACAGCCAGGAGGCCACCUACGCCAAAGCACGCUUCUACUUCCGGGAAGGAUCUCCGGUGAGCGCUCCUUCCAACGUCAGCGUGGUGUCCGUCACGUCGUCCUCUCUGGAGCUACGCUGGUCGUCUAUCUCGCAGGAGAACCGGCGCGGGUUCCUGCUGGGCUAUGUGAUCCACUACGCCGAGGAUCGGGAGCUAGAGAGAAGUAAGACCCAAGGUUUCAUUAGUCGCCACAUUACCGUGGGGCUGCGGGUCCACAACUACACACUGGAGGGUCUCCGUAGCGGGGUGGCAUACCGGGUCCAGGUGUCCGGAUUCACACGGUGCGGGCCGGGGAUCCGGAGCGCCGCCAGGCUGGUGGAGACGCGACGUGGAGGUUCCAUUAACCUCGCGGUACUUCUCACCAUCUCCACCCUUGUUUUGAUGACCGCCAUGUUGGUGACGCCCCUCCUCAGAAGCAGGGCCAAAGUUGUCUUUUGGCCAAAUAUUCCCAACCCUGAAAGGAGCAAAUCCAUGCAGAAACUCGGUGCACCCACACAACCGCUCCUUCAGCGCGUCGAAACGCUCAAGCUGGAAGAAUGCAUCGUGGACAGACUGCUCGUCGUGGAGCUCCGAGUGCCGCCUUCCAAAUGCCAGCAAUCGGCCUGCUGCCGUUCGGCUGCCGUUGAUGAGGCGAGCGUGGUGAGCUCCCAUGAUGCUCCCUUAGCCGCCCCCUUCAGCGGAUACACCAGCUUGGACGUCAUCCAGCAGCUGAUGAUGGGCAAAGAAGGGGCGCUCACGCGCAAGGCUAUGUGACGCAGUUUAGCGUCGAGUGCACACUCGUGUACGUUUGAUGGGCAUGGAAAACGUGUAUUUGUCACAACCGUGAUCCAGGAAUUAAAUCCAAUCGUUCUCCAAUCCUGCAGGGGGCGAUGCAUGAAGCACAAAAAAAAUCACUUGUUUAAAAAUGCGUUUUUUGGUGUUUUUUUUUUUUUUUACUCAAACAUCACGUCAAAUAGAAGCUUGUGGACAUGAAACAAAUUCACAAUCACAUCAGUGCUCUCUUUUAAAAAAAUAGAAGAAAUCAAAUAAUUUGUGGAUUUAUGACAAUACUGACUUUGUCUUUAGUAACCGAUGCUUUGCGCUAGAUGCUAUGUAAAUAAACGUUUCCGAUAUUUUGUA